AUGAACUCGACAUCCCGCCUACGGCACGACGCGACUAGCACAUUUGACAUUCUUAUCCUCCUCAACGUCAACGAGUCCCCCACCAACUGCCCUGGUGCAGUCAUCGAGAGGAUCCCUGUACAAGCCGAACUGCCAGACACACCUGGUGCCAAGUGGCACUCGAGCUGUGACAACGUCUCGCCAGUAUCCCGGCUGACGUCACUGUCACCCAGGCACAGCCAGAGACCAGACAGCCGGACACUGUCACCCAGGCACAGCCAGAGACCAGACAGCCGGACACUGUCACCCCAGGCACAGCCAGAGACCAGACAGCCGGACACUGUCACCCCAGGCACAGAGAUCAGACAGCCGGACACUGUCACCCAGGCACAGCCAGAGACCAGACAGCCGGACACUGUCACCCAGGCACAGCCAGAGACCAGACAGCCGGACACUGUCACCCAGGCACAGCCAGAGACCAGACAGCCGGACACUGUCACCCAGGCACAGCCAGAGACUAGACAGCCGGACACUGUCACCCAGGCACAGCCUGAGACCAGACAGCCGGACACUGUCACCCCAGGCACAGCCAGAGACCAGACAGCCGGACACUGUCACCCAGGCACAGCCAGAGACCAGACAGCCAGACACUGUCACCCCAGGCACAGCCAGAGACUAGACAGCCGGACACUGUCACCCAGGCACAGCCAGAGACCAGACAGCCGGACACUGUCACCCCAGGCACAGUCAGAGACCAGACAGCCGGACACUGUCACCCAGGCACAGCCGGACACUGUCAUCCAGGCACAGCCGGACACUGUCACCCAGGCACAGCCGGACACUGUCACCCAGGCACAGCCAGAGACCAGACAGCCGGACACUGUCACCCCAGGCACAGACAGAGAUCAGACAGCCGGACACUGUCACCCAGGCACAGCCAGAGACUAG
This is a messenger RNA of Procambarus clarkii (red swamp crayfish), 927 nucleotides long. NCBI's taxonomy places the organism in Eukaryota, Metazoa, Arthropoda, Malacostraca, Decapoda, Cambaridae. The record is from RefSeq and is a predicted model, not a curated record.